Messenger RNA from Vigna angularis (adzuki bean), 625 nucleotides. RefSeq lists its product as uncharacterized. The transcript has 3 exons. The coding region runs from base 170 to 427 and encodes 85 amino acids. Lineage: Eukaryota; Viridiplantae; Streptophyta; Magnoliopsida; Fabales; Fabaceae. The record is from RefSeq and is a predicted model, not a curated record.
AUUCCAUGAAUAAAAAUGAGAAUGAAUAUGAAUAUAAGUUGAUCCAAGAUCACCAUCAUUUUCAUAAUUUCAUAUUCCAUAUUCUUUAUCACUCUACAAACUCCUUUUCCAUUUGCCUUUGGCUCAUCCAAAGUAAAAAUCAAUCGUGGGUUCCAUCAAUUCUCAUCCUAUGUCGGAAAAGUAUUGUUGCAUGAUCAUGAGAAUCAACGUCGACUGCAAUUCUUGUUGCAGAAAAUUAAGGAGAAUCAUUCUACGGAUGAAAGUAAUAGAGAACCAUUUGAUAGAGAAGCAGCAGCGUAGGGUAUGUGUGUUUGGCAGAUUUGAACCAGCUGAUGUUGCAAUAAAGAUAAAGAAGAAGAUGAACAGAAGAGUUGAAAUCCUUGAAGUUCAAGAAAUGGAAGCAGAAGUUGAAAACGAAGGAGAAUAGAAAGCAGAUAGAACAGAGAAUAAUAGCAACCAUGCCAUGCAUGAGACAGUGUAUAUAAUAGGUUAAUUGCAAAUGUGGUUGCAUCUCAAACUGUACUUGGAAAUUGAAGUUGUUGAAUUUGAAGGAACUAAAAUAGGAUAAUGAAAAAACAAAGACACCAUUUGCAUGUACAAUUCUUGGAUUUAUUUAAUUUUAUUU